Molecule: messenger RNA, 2749 nt
Organism: Actinia tenebrosa (Australian red waratah sea anemone)
Lineage: Eukaryota; Metazoa; Cnidaria; Anthozoa; Actiniaria; Actiniidae
Biological process (GO): acylglycerol catabolic process
Cellular component (GO): membrane
Molecular function (GO): monoacylglycerol lipase activity
Source: RefSeq, a predicted model, not a curated record
UUCAAUGUCGUGAGGUUGUCGAAAAAGCUGUUUCGACCAACAACCUUUUGCUUUUUACUUCAACUUUAUUACAUAUUUUUCUCUUGACAUAAAAGGAUUACCACUCUCACUAAGUCGAUUUUUUCGUAUUGGUGUUGAACACCAAUAUUUUCUGUAUAGUCAGCUUGUACUUCAAAAACUUGGAUCUUGGGAAAUCAGACAUCUGAUCAAGUUUCCAGCGAUAAAGGACUAGAACUUCUGCAAGAUUAAGACUUCAAAAUUGUAAUUGGCCGGAAUCCGCGAUCAAGAUAAGUUGUAUGUUCAAGAACGGAAAUUGUGUGUAGAACAAGUAGAGACCUUCACGUGUGCUGUUGUUUGAUUAUUAACGUUCUAUUCUAAUGGUUUUAUGGAUUUAAUAUGUCAUAGCCUUAUUGUGCAUUGAUGUCUUCUCUUCGAAUUGUUGAUGGAAGGAUAUAUGGAUAAGCUAAUGACAAUAUUUUAAAACGUUCAUAGAAAAGGAGAGUUAUUCGACUUUGAUGGUAAUUAACGUUAACAUGAUGAAGUUGAGAAAGAUCGAAGGACUAGUCAAGUGUCUUGUGAUCUCUAUGAAUUUCUCCAUUUAAAACAUUAUUCCCGAUGAGUCCUGGCGUUCCUUGGAGAAAACUAAGAAGUAACAGAGUCGUCCCUGUGGAAGAAUUAAAAACUGAGAGAGUAGAAGUAAGGCCAGGACGAUUUAUAAGGGUGCUACAUUUUUCACCUCCGRCAUCAACAACUGCAAGUGAAGCUUCAAGCCGUCGUGACUCAAACAACAGCUGCAGAGAACGUUCAGUAUCACUCGAAAGUCAAGACCGUCAAGACCAUCAAAACAUUAUUGUUAUAUUCUUUAUUCAUGGUGUUGGAGGGUGUGCUGAGUUAUGGGGCGAACAACUCAGACAUUUCAUUAAGGCAGGAUAUGCAGUGGUUGCUCCCGAUCUCCUGGGACAUGGAGGAAGCUCUGCCCCUAAGGACCAACCGGCCUACGAAUUCUCGGAACUAGCCAACGAUAUGAUCACCAUUUUCGAUCGCUUUUCUAAGAGAAGAAAUAUUUUGGUCGGACACUCAUAUGGGUCAUCGUUUUGCUGUCUUAUAUCUUCAGUACGUAGUCGUCAAGUCUCUAAAGUGGUCCUUAUUUCAGGUGGUGCUCCAGUACCCUUGCGACCUGAGUCCUGUAGUUUGUUCUGCUUACCAACUCUUAUGUUGGCUUUCAUUAAACCUUGUUUACUUUGGUCCUAUGAAAGGGGAGCAUUUCACAGGCAGCACAGGUCACUGACUAGUUGCGUGAGAGCCUUCAGUGCUCCGUUAUUUGUGUUAAAGGCUGUACUACAGGGACAGAAAUGGGAAGUGGGAGAUGAAAAUUUUCAUAGCGAGUUGAUGGUUCCAGCACUGUUAAUUCAUGGUGCUCAAGAUAUGUUUGUUACUCUUGAAGACGAACAAUGGAUGCAAGAGUCAAUUUAUAGCUCAUCUCUAGAAGUUAUACAAGAUGCUGGGCACAUGGUUAUGCUAGAAAAACCAGAAAAAGUAAACUGGUUUAUUCAUAAUUUCCUCCAAAGAGAUCCUACAACAAGGUCCAGGGUAUUGUCCCCUUCUCGUGAAGUCUCAAAGGAUUCAAUCCAUGUAGUUGCCAAAACAUCUUCCACCCGUAAGCCUUCACUUGCAGUGCAGUCUGUUCCUGAGCAUCCUGUUGAAAACACAGAAAUAAGCCACAGUGCUUCACAGCUACGAAGGUGUUCUGCUGUGUCAUUGACAGUACCAACUACAUCUGUUUUUAAAUCCAAUUCUUUGCCUGGUAGUUCAGCACAUGUUAAUGAGGAACUUGAAGUGAAGAUCCAGUUCCAAGGCAUAGAAGUUAAAAUAGAUAAAAAUUAUGAAAAUCAACUCCAAGAUGAGACGGUAGUCACUAAAGAGUGUCAUCAUGAGUAUGCAGAAAAUAACACCAAAGAUAUUAUUACAAGUCAUAGUAGCUCACAUACGAAUGUAAAGAAUUGUAAUGAAGAAAAUAAUGCAGAAAAUAAUACCAAAAACAUCGUUACAAGUCAUAGUAGCUCUCAUACGAAUGUAAAGAAUUGUAAUGAAGAAAAAACAUCCAUAACUUCAUGUUCACCACAGCAACAUAGGAAGGGUGUUUCCAUAGUGGCAGAUGGACCAAUGCCGAGCCUGGAGGUACAUUAGUUGAGCUCAACAAAAAAAAACGAUAAUGAACAUCAAAUUUUUGAUUAAAAAUGUUCUACCAUAUACAGCCUCAAACAGGGUAGUUUAGGUACAUACAAUGCAAGAUUGAACUCCUUGUAACUAUUAAAAUUUUUGUGCAGCUAAACACAAUAUAGGAUUGAAAACCCCAGUUUUGAGUUCUCUUUGCUCAGCCUUAGCCUCGGUUGUGCAUUAAAUAUUCAGCUAUUCAACCAAAACCCUUAGCAUUUUAAUCAACUUGUAUUGUUCCAUAGUACAUACAUUCCUUACUAGACAAUGGACCUUGAUAAAAGAAAAUAACACAUUUGUACACAAUCCAGGCUAAGACUGAGCAAAGACAAAAUGGAAGUAUUCCAAGCUGCAAAAUAAAGGUACUAAAGUCUGAGAGGUGUAGUUAACUUGCAUGGUGUUCUUUUGAAAAGAACAAAAUAGAAUAUUACCAAAAAUAUGUAUCAUGAUAAAACCUGUAGAUCAAAUUAUUUAAUUAGACUUAAAAGAGAACUCAUAUUAGUGAUUAAAAAACCUAUAUAAGGGAAACAAUUUA